Messenger RNA from Xylaria bambusicola, 1759 nucleotides. Its product is annotated as succinyl-CoA synthetase-like protein. Lineage: Eukaryota; Fungi; Ascomycota; Sordariomycetes; Xylariales; Xylariaceae. The record is from RefSeq and is a predicted model, not a curated record. The transcript is spliced from 5 exons. Gene Ontology annotation, cellular component: mitochondrion; succinate-CoA ligase complex (ADP-forming). Gene Ontology annotation, molecular function: succinate-CoA ligase (ADP-forming) activity; succinate-CoA ligase (GDP-forming) activity. The coding region runs from base 221 to 1216 and encodes 331 amino acids. Gene Ontology annotation, biological process: tricarboxylic acid cycle.
CUGCCACAUGCGCGUUUUGCUUGGCUGCCAUCCUUAGCAGCAACCUUGAAGAGAUAACUUUUGAUCAUCACCAUCUUUUCUGUGCUCUCUAUCUGGCCUCGUUGUUCAGCUCGAGCCACUACGCCAAUCCGCCUGCCUGCCGACCCGCCGCCGUCUUGUCGACAUCAGCUCCGUCUUGAUUCGUCUGCGCAACGGUGUCUUCUACAUCAACAGCGAAAAGAUGCAGGCUCUCCGUCACAUACGGCCCGCUGCUUUGCGCCAGCUGUCUAAGCGCGCAUACAGCUCCUCCUCGUCCUCUCCCUACUCGCAGACUAUCGAGAACCUGCGCAUCAACGGCGAGACAAAGGUGCUCUUCCAAGGCUUUACCGGAAAGCAGGGAACUUUCCAUGCCGAACAAGCUAUCGCCUACGGUACCAAGGUCGUGGGAGGCACAAACCCUAAGAAAGCCGGCCAAGAACACCUCGGCCUACCAGUCUUUGGAAAUGUGAGCGAGGCUGUAAAGGAAACGGGCGCCACUGCUACUGCCAUCUUCGUACCGCCACCGCUAGCCGCCGCCGGUAUCGAGGAGGCCAUUACUGCCGAGAUCCCCUUGGUUGUCUGUAUUACCGAAGGCAUUCCUCAACAUGACAUGGUUCGCAUCACCGACAUGCUAAAGACUCAGUCUAAGACCCGUCUCGUCGGUCCUAACUGCCCCGGUAUUAUCGCUCCUGGCCAGUGCAAGAUCGGUAUCAUGCCCGGUUUCAUCCACAAGCGCGGCCGCAUCGGUAUCGUCUCCCGUUCCGGUACCCUCACCUACGAGGCCGUCAACCAGACCACACAAGCUGGUCUCGGUCAGUCGCUUGUCGUUGGUAUUGGUGGUGACCCCUUCAGCGGAACCAACUUCAUCGACUGCCUUAAUGUCUUCCUCAAGGAUGAGGAGACCGACGGUAUCAUCAUGAUCGGUGAGAUUGGUGGUGCCGCAGAGGAGGAUGCUGCCGAUUUCCUGCGUGACAACAACACGGUCAACGGCGGCAAGCCCGUCGUCAGCUUCAUCGCCGGUAUCAGCGCGCCUCCAGGACGUCGUAUGGGUCACGCCGGUGCCAUUGUGUCCGGCGGAAAGGGCGGUGCCGAUUCCAAGAUCAAGGCCCUGGAGGCUGCCGGUGUCAUCGUCGAGCGCUCACCCGCUGGUCUGGGACGUGCUAUGCGUGAGGCCUUUGUCAAGCGGGACUUGUUGUAGAUUCAGCCCUGGAUGGCGAAGGGUGUAAUGACGGGGGUGUAUAAAUACCUAUAGAUAGAGGGUUUCUCUGGCAUCUGGUGGGAUUUUCAUUAUUUAAUCUGUCAAAUACAGCAUGCAUCCAUGAUGAUCAUAUCCCCUUUUUAGAGUGUCAAGGGUCGAGAAAUUCGCUACGCUCCUAAAGCAACAAGUUGUUCAUCCCCUACAGUGGUGCGUUGGCGGUGCGAAUAGAAAAGGACGAGGAUGAAAUCACAUAGCAUUGGCCAUCCUUUGAGCAGAGGGGUUGGUUAUUAAGUCGUAGAGAGGGAAGGGGUAUGUAUGGCCAGCAUUAAGCCAAUUCAACUCGCUACCCAAAAGGUGUCUAGCAUUACAACGCUGUAUUGUUCCUAAACAUAUCAAGAAGCUAUUGCACUAUACAGAUGAUACUCAUAGGAUCAACUCAUAACUUAUCUCCUAGGUCUCACUCAUAUCAUGUCCCUUGGGCAUUUUACACCACGUAUGCCAUAUCUAUAACCCAGCACCGGUAUUCUAGUUAGAUUUAGACAC